Cololabis saira (Pacific saury) is the source of this 1287-nucleotide messenger RNA. RefSeq lists its product as uncharacterized. Bases 1 to 1287 code for a protein of 428 amino acids. NCBI's taxonomy places the organism in Eukaryota, Metazoa, Chordata, Actinopteri, Beloniformes, Belonidae. The transcript has 2 exons. The record is from RefSeq and is a predicted model, not a curated record.
AUGGAGGUCCAGCAGCAGCAGCAGCAGCUCAAGUUGGCUAUGCUCGGCUUUUGUUAUUUAGCGUAUAAACUCAACACCAGGAUGUUUGAGAGAAGAUUGCGAGCGGCGAAAAGAAACUCAGCCGAAAAGAGGAGAAGGCUCCUGGCGUGGGUGCUGAGGCGGAGGGAGAGGAGCACCUGGAGGAGGAGACAGAGACGCCGGCGCCAGCAGAUCCUUGCCCUCUUUUGGAAGCGGCGCCGGCGACCGGUGGCCUGGGCCUUCAGCAGGGCCAGCGACUGGUGGGACGUGACCGUCCCGGGAUUCACGCACACGCAGUGGCUGCACCAUUUCCGAAUGUCCGAGGGAACGUUUUCCUACCUCUGUGAACGGCUGCGUCCAGCCAUGGAGAAGCAAGACACCAGUUUCCGAGCCUGCGUGCCGCUGAGGAAGAGAGUUGCCAUUGCGCUGUGGAAGCUGGCCACCAACAGUGAAUACAGAAGAAUCAGCGAUCUCUUCGGUGUCAGUAUCACCUUAGUGUGCCGGUGUGUGCAGGACUUCAGUAAGGCCGUGUGCACAAUGUUACUUCCUGAAGUGAUUCGUUUUCCGGACCAGGAAAAGCUGCAAGAGCUGGCCGACCACUUUGAGAACAGGUGGGGUCUUCCUCAGUGUGUCGGUGCCAUCGAUGCCUCACUCGUACCAAUAAUAGCGCCACGCCAAGACCCCACCGACUACGUGAACGGAAACGGUGGGCAUUCCCUCGUCCUGCAGGGAGUGGUGGACAGAGCAGGACUGUUCUGGAGUGUGACUGCAGGAACGCCCGUGAGUUUCCAUGACACUCAGCUUCUGCGAUCGUCCCCGUUGUGGGACUGGGUUGGGCGGGGAGGCCUGCACCCUGCGUGCACUAAGGAGAUCGGGGGGGUGGGGGUUGGCUACUACGUGCUGGGGGGCUCCCCCUACCCGUUACAGAACUGGCUCAUGACACCAUUUCCUGAGAACAGACUGACAGCAGAACAACAAACCUACAACAGGAAAACCUCCGGGGCCCGGGCCGUAGCUGCAGACGCCUUCAGGAGACUCAAGGGGAGGUGGAAGUGUCUGCUGAAGAGGAACGGCAGUGACGUUGAACUGGUCAAAUCCAUGGUCCUUACUUGCUGUGCUCUUCACAAUCUCUGUGACAGUCGUGGAGAAGACUACCAGCAGGAAUGGGACACGUCUGAAGACGAGCCGGGACUGCUAACAGCACGGGACGUUGAAGAAGACGGGAGGGAAGUACGUGACGGGCUGAUGCGGCAUCUCAACACUGAAUAA